This is a messenger RNA of Guyanagaster necrorhizus, 1921 nucleotides long. RefSeq names its product MT-A70-domain-containing protein. The transcript has 7 exons. Gene Ontology annotation, molecular function: mRNA m(6)A methyltransferase activity. Gene Ontology annotation, biological process: mRNA modification. Gene Ontology annotation, cellular component: nucleus; RNA N6-methyladenosine methyltransferase complex. The record is from RefSeq and is a predicted model, not a curated record. NCBI's taxonomy places the organism in Eukaryota, Fungi, Basidiomycota, Agaricomycetes, Agaricales, Physalacriaceae. The coding region runs from base 19 to 1668 and encodes 549 amino acids.
CCGACCUUCUUGUUCAUCAUGUCUGACGAGGAGCUCACCGUCGUCGCGUCCGCCGCUUUGCAGCAUCUGCUGAGCAAAGGCUCUGUCACUGCUCCAAUCUCUUCCAUUGACCUCCUUAUUCGCGUUAUCACCUACAAGCCACCUCAAAGUCUCAUCGUGAACAAGCCCAAGGCCCCCAGGUUCCGCCUCACCGACCUGACACGUUUCGAGGCAAUCUUGGAGUCACUUUCCCAUUCGUGGGACCAGGGAAGCAUCACAAUUACUAGGGAGAAUGGUGAAUUCAUCAUCCUCGACUUGAGGCUGGCGUCGUCUUCGUCAAACGUCGGAUCUACCCUCUCACAAAAACGCAAGCGGGUGAUAGACGAAGAGGCGGAUUCUGCGGCUGGCGAUGACGAGUCUGAGGAUUCCUCGGCUGAGGACGUAGUGAACCAGCCUUUCUCUGCACUCGCUAGUCUCAACAAGGAACAACGCCAGGUGCUAGCCAUCAUACAGAAGAGUACCGCCAAGGGACGUCUCCUGGCAGAGCAGUUCCGGUCUGUCGAGGAAAGUUUCGAGCCAAUAUGUCCCCACAUCACAAAAGACGACUGUGCCAAGGCUCGUCGAAACGAUCCGUCAAUACCCUUCAACCCAGAUGUCCCCGUCGGUAUCUGUGACCUCAUCCAUUUCCGACCUCUUAUUCGUCCUCACACCGACCCAUCUCUGGGACAUUGCUCAUACCUCAAUACAUGCUAUUCUGAGCCGACGUAUGCACAAUCACCGUCAAUACCGCCGUUUCCCGGUUCUCAGCACGGUUUCACGCCUGGAAUGCGCGGUCCGGCGUCUCUACCGUCGGGCCUUGGUGCUGGUGGAAGGGGGAAGGAAAAGGCCCCAUGCAGGUAUUUGCAUUACGAGGUUGACUGGGAUGCCACCGACGGCGACGGCUCCGACCAUAGAGAGAAGACCACAGUGAAGAAUACGCAUAAACUAGGAAUCGGGCUGGGACCUACCAGGAAGGUGGCGAAACUUACACCACCGCAAUGGAUUAACUGUGAUUUGCGCCGCUUCGACUACAGCGUGCUGGGAAAGUUCCAUGUGAUUAUGGCCGAUCCUCCUUGGGAUAUUCAUAUGAGCCUGCCUUAUGGGACAAUGACGGAUGAUGAGAUGCGAGCUAUGCCUAUACCGGCACUCCAAGACGAAGGUCUUCUGUUUUUGUGGGUGACGGGCCGUGCGAUGGAGGUGGGUAGAGAAUGUAUGCGAGUCUGGGGUUACACCCGUGUUGAUGAAGUAGUUUGGGUCAAAACCAACCAGUUACAACGCGUCAUUCGCACAGGACGAACAGGGCACUGGCUUAACCACACGAAGGAACACAUGCUCGUUGGUGUCAAGACCGUGACCGAUGAAAAUGGAGCUUUGAAAUUCCCAUCUUGGGUGAACCGUGGUUUGGACACCGACGUUAUCGUGUCCGAAGUGAGAGAGACGAGUAGGAAGCCUGAUGAAGCGUAUGGGAUUAUCGAGAGGAUGUGUCCUGGGGGAAGAAAGGUUGAAAUCUUUGGGAGGAAGCAUAAUACGCGUCCUGGAUGGCUGACACUAGGAAACCAGUUGGGACCUGAUCAGAUCUACGAGGAAGACCUUGCUGCUAGAAUAAAGGCAAAAUAUCCGGAUCGUCCUAUCAACAUUGUGACUUCUUGAACAUCGAAUUGUAGAUCAAAGAUAAUCUCUUCCUUGCCCGCCGCGGACUGUUCACAUAUCGUGCUAUUCUUGAUAUUAAGGACAUGAAAUAUACCUUUGAUCGAAGCACUUCAGCCUCUUCGGAUAGAUACAUCCACAAAGAGCCCACUUCUGAACUUCGUUCCUUGGAGCCAAUAAGGUCUCCCAUCCUCCUUUCGCCCAUACUUCCUCUCCUGAGCAACAUAAUUCAUAAACACCCGCAAUUUGAAUAGGC